This is a messenger RNA of Chenopodium quinoa (quinoa), 903 nucleotides long. RefSeq names its product glutaredoxin-C3-like. Gene Ontology annotation, biological process: cellular response to oxidative stress. Gene Ontology annotation, cellular component: cytoplasm. Bases 85 to 474 code for a protein of 129 amino acids. Gene Ontology annotation, molecular function: glutathione disulfide oxidoreductase activity. The record is from RefSeq and is a predicted model, not a curated record. NCBI's taxonomy places the organism in Eukaryota, Viridiplantae, Streptophyta, Magnoliopsida, Caryophyllales, Amaranthaceae. The transcript has 4 exons.
AUCAGUACAUGAAUUAAUAAUCCAAAGUUAUUACCAGAAUCAGGGCAUCAGGCGUUGACUUACUAAGAAGAAAGAGAGAGAAAGAUGAAGCGGUGUGAUCGAAUUGGGGUGAUUUUUGUCGUGAUGCUCUUUUUGGGUGACAAUGGCGGAUUCAAAGCAGCCAUGGCCAGCAAUUCAGCUUCUGCCUUCGUCAACAAUGUCAUUUACUCCAAUCGAAUCGCCGUUUUCUCCAAAUCAUACUGCCCAUACUCUUUACGUGCCAAGCGUAUAUUUAAUGAACUGCAGGAAAAGCCAUUUGUUGUGGAGCUUGACCUCCGAGAUGAUGGUUCUCAUAUUCAGGAUAUCCUGCUUGAACUGGUUGGUCAACGUACAGUUCCACAAGUUUUUGUCAAUGGCAAGCAUAUUGGAGGAUCAGAUGAUCUUCAGAGUGCUGUCUUGAGCGGGCAGUUGCAGAAGUAUCUCUCAAGUAGUUGAUCAUGAAUUCAUGAUCACUCUACAAUGAUGUUUUUGAAGAAAAACAUCCCCAAUUGGUUGUCAAAACUACAGUGUUCGAGAUAUGAGGACAGUUCAUGGGUUUUUUUUUACCUGAUGUACUCAUGAAGUCAUGAGAUUAUGAUAGAUUUGAUAGGGUUUGUAAUCAGUUUCACACCAUGUCUUGUUAAAGUACUUUUUGUUCUAUUUUAUCCUUAAAUCAGAAUAGGAAAAGGAAAAGGAAAAAAAAUAAAAAAUAAAAUUUUGUAUUCUUUUUUUAAUUGUAAUUUGUAUUUAAGGCUCUAUUUGUUUUGGUGGAUUGAAAGUAAUUUUUCUGCAUUUCUUCGUUUUCCUUUGUUGUUAUGUUAGAGGGUAGAAAACAAUUUUCUCUUAGGUGAAAAGUUACUUUUUAGAUGAGGUCAACAUUUUCCU